AUGAUUAAAAAUGAGGUGACAACAACAGAAAACCCCAUCAAUUUGCUGAUCAAUGAGGAGUUUAAGGCAAAAGAUCGACCAUUUUCUAAUAAAGCUGAGAAUCCAGGCCCAGGAGUCCAGGAAAAUCAGAAGAUUUCAACUUAUUUAGGCAAUAAUUCAACUGUCAAACCUGGAGAAAAGAAAAUUGAACAAAAAACAGCUCUGGAUGAGAUCUUGAGAGUUCAGCCACCUCGACAAUUCCAAUCGCCAGCUGAUGAAGUUGAGAAAUCCAAGGAAAAGCUGAAAGAGCAAUUGGAGAAAUAUGUCCUAGCUUUGAAAAAGGUGCAAGAGGACUCAGAAUCUGAUGAAAGUGAAGAACAGCUCGUUGAAGAACAGCUCGUUGAAGAACCGCUCGUUGAAGAACAGCUCGUUGAAGAACAGCUCGUUGAAGAACAGCUCGUUGAAGAACAGCUCGUUGAAGAACAGCUCGUUGAAGAACAGCUCGUUGAAGAACAGCUCGUUGAAGAACAGCUCGAAAACUCAAGAAAUCCUAGAUUGCGAUCAAAAGGCUAUCAUAGACGACAUAUUCAUGUGAAAGUGAUCGAUAUCAGUGAUGAGAGUCCGACAAAAAGGAGG
Messenger RNA from Mesorhabditis belari, 615 nucleotides. The record is from the annotation of a GenBank genome assembly. Lineage: Eukaryota; Metazoa; Nematoda; Chromadorea; Rhabditida; Rhabditidae.